Molecule: messenger RNA, 849 nt
Organism: Ustilaginoidea virens
Lineage: Eukaryota; Fungi; Ascomycota; Sordariomycetes; Hypocreales; Clavicipitaceae
Exons: 1
Coding region: 1-849 (282 amino acids)
Source: RefSeq, a predicted model, not a curated record
AUGCGAUCCCUCCCCCUCAGCGCCCUCUUGCUCGCAGCCACCCCUGCCGCCCUGUCUCCCGGCGACCGGGCCUGCCUCUCCUCCCACGCCCGGCAGCUCGCCGAGCUCGCCCACUGCGGCGACCGAACCUCGCUGCGCCUCUGCCUCUCCAACCUCCCCGGCCCCCGGCACCACAGCGACCUGCAGGCCUGCUACGCCGACGCCGGCUGCCCCGCCAGCCAGGCCGCCCAAGAAGCCGUCCGCGCCGUCAGCCGGUGCCGCGACCGCGACGGCGAGGGCGACGCCGACGCCUACGCCUACGCCGAGGACGAGCUGAGGCGGCGCCGAGCGGCGGGCGUCACCCCCCGGCCCGCGCUGAACCAUGACCACCGCCUGGCCGCCCGGGAGACCGGCGGCGCCUCGCUCAAGAGCGGCAGCGACUGCUUCAGAUUCGGCACCACCACCCACGCGUCGUGCGUCACCAGCACCGUCGACGGCAAGCCCAAGGCCAACUCGUGCACGCCGCAGCCCGUCACCACCAGCGACUGCCUGUCCGGCUGGAUCUGCGCCCUCGACCCGCAGCACCAGGACAUCUGCAUGAAGGCGCAAAACGCCCUCGACACGGGCGGCGUCGUCGUCGCCGUCAUCUUCGGCCUCGCCAUCGUCGUCGGCGUCGCCUACGUCACCUUUGCCUGCUGCCAGGAGAGGGCGCACCACAAGAAGGCUGCCGCCAAGGCCGAGGCCGUGGCUCUCGCCCGCGCCGCUACCAAGAAGCAGCGGUCCCAGGAGGCGCGCGCGCCCCUCAUGCAGCAGGUUGACGACGCGCACGACAAUGGCCCGAACCCUUUCCAGGAGCCUGGCCACCGCUGA